AUGCCAGACGCCGACGCCGAAGCGCACUACGUGCACAUGAUACAGUGGCGGCCCAGCGACGGCGUCGGAUCCAUCAUGGAAUCCAAACUUUUUGUCGAGGCCGCGGCCAAGGAUAUGAUGAUUGAGUUUGGCGUCCCCAUUGCCAUCAUGUGGCCGCAGAUGCCGUUUUUCCUGGCGCCUGUGAGCUAUAUUCCCGGCCAGCCGGGCUUCCAGGUCGAUUUCACGCCCACAUCGGAGAAGGCUUCGAUUUGGUUGCGUAUCAGGAAUGAGAUGGUCUUGUUCUGGGCGCUGCCGCAUGUUUUUGCGUGGACCAGCUGGACACGGGAGGUGCGGAAACGACAAGUCGUGAAGCAUUCGGUUCCAGUGGCGCCUAAACCGAACCACCUUGUGUUUGCCAACUCAUUCUUUGGACUUGAGCCGGCCAAAGACUUGCCACCACUUAUGCAAGUGGUUGGGCCGAUCUUGGGGGAUGAGUACCCUCCGCUCGAUGAAAGCUACCGAGCGUUUCUAGAGUCUUAUGAUAAGACGGUGUAUGUCGCUCUAGGCACUCAUAUUGUACUUCCACCAGCAGAGCUCCUGAAGAUACUCACCGGUCUUGUCAUGGCUAUAGAUGCAGGGCAUAUCAACGGCGUCAUAUGGUCCAUUGGGAAGUCAGCAAGGCAGAAUUUCGACAGAUCAGCACAUGUCAAAUCACCCAACGGUGACAAGCUUCCAGUCGGUGAUAUCAUGGAUGAGAAGCACGCCAAUAUCCGAGUCCCAUCUUUCGCUCCCCAGCGAGCCGUUCUCGAUCAUCCCAACACCAGACUCUAUCCUACUCACGGAGGCGGUUCCAGCGCAAAUGAGACCCUAUUUCACGGAACUCCCACUCUGAUGCUGGGCUUCUUCUUCGAACAGCUCGCCAACAGCGCCUGA
Colletotrichum paranaense is the source of this 912-nucleotide messenger RNA. RefSeq lists its product as uncharacterized. Bases 1 to 912 code for a protein of 303 amino acids. NCBI's taxonomy places the organism in Eukaryota, Fungi, Ascomycota, Sordariomycetes, Glomerellales, Glomerellaceae. Gene Ontology annotation, molecular function: UDP-glycosyltransferase activity. The record is from RefSeq and is a predicted model, not a curated record. The transcript has 2 exons.